AUGCAAACUACUGUCAGCAUUGGAACCGAAAGACUUGCAGAAAAACUUCGAGGCAAACUGGAAAGAUGUGAUGGUGUUUUGUGGGAUGGAUGGACUGGGACUGGUCCCCGGGAUGUUCAUGGAUUAAUGCUUGAUGAGGCAGCGAUAGGCACACAGCUCUGCUGCGAGAGUUGCAGGAAUAAUCCAACAAGUAAGAAGGGUCUAGAAAGCAAGUAUGAACCUCAAGGGACACUGCUUCGCAAUGACAAACCCAGACUUCUGGUGCAAUUGGUUCCACUGGUCCAUUCUGGAUGCGCUGUUACUCAUGAGCUGUUUGACCUAGUCAUCGAGUUGUGCCCAUCAUCUAUGGCAGGAACUCUUGCUGAAAACAUCCAACAACUUCAUUUACCUGAGUACAACAGCCUGAAUCCACUUCGGGCAUUCUCGGAUCCUUACAACAUAAAGGAGUACAAUGCAAGGCCAAUCUCGCAUGACAUGGUCAGCAAGAUCUUCCAGGAGUUUGUGUCAGCAAUGCAGGAAAGGGAGUCAGAGGAAUAUCUUCGCACUCUCUCUGGCAUAAGCAUUUCGUUCGACAACACAUUCCAUGCUGCUAUGAAGGCAACCAUAACUAACCAAGAGAAACAGAAGUCGAAGGUCCUGAAGGGAGGGAUUAUAAGUCUGAUGAAUGAGAAUAACGAGAUUGUGGGCUGGUGCUUCUGUCAUGCCCAGUCAAAUGCUGAAAUAACUUCACUACAGGCAGCUAUAGAACUCAGUCAGGCAAAAAAAGUGACUGCAGAUGACUACAGGUUGCACCUGGCUUCACUACACGCAGCUAUGGAACUUAGUCAGGCAAACAAGUGA
This is a messenger RNA of Suillus bovinus, 840 nucleotides long. RefSeq lists its product as uncharacterized. NCBI's taxonomy places the organism in Eukaryota, Fungi, Basidiomycota, Agaricomycetes, Boletales, Suillaceae. The transcript has 9 exons. Bases 1 to 840 code for a protein of 279 amino acids. The record is from RefSeq and is a predicted model, not a curated record.